This is a messenger RNA of Pseudoliparis swirei, 5748 nucleotides long. RefSeq names its product ATP/GTP binding carboxypeptidase 1 (gene agtpbp1). The transcript is spliced from 26 exons. Gene Ontology annotation, biological process: protein side chain deglutamylation; proteolysis; C-terminal protein deglutamylation. Lineage: Eukaryota; Metazoa; Chordata; Actinopteri; Perciformes; Liparidae. Bases 83 to 3820 code for a protein of 1245 amino acids. The record is from RefSeq and is a predicted model, not a curated record. Gene Ontology annotation, molecular function: zinc ion binding; metallocarboxypeptidase activity.
CUCUUAUCUUAGUAUUGGUCCGCCCUGUACGGGACAGCAGCUCCUCUCCCCACAGACGACAUGAAAUGUUGAAGUGGUAAAUAUGAACAAACCCAAAAUGGCCACAGAGAAGGGCGUUCCCAGUAACUCCAGAGUACUGAUGCUCCUGGGCCAACUGGAGAGGAUGAAUGGAGAGGCCAUGAUGAGGGAUGUUGAAACGGCGAGACAGGUCACUGCAAAGAUAUGUCAUCUAAUACAGACCCAGGAGAAGAGUGGAAAAGAGGUGAUGUCCAAAGGCUCCAGUGGCAUGGAGGUCAUUCUGGCGUCACUGGAGAACACCAGAGAUGUCCAGACCACGCUGAACAUUUUGUACAUUCUCAGUGAGCUGCUGACUGUGGGCAGAGGUCGCAGGGUCGGAGUAUUUGUGUCUAAAGGAGGCACAGGAAUAUUAUUCCAGAUUCUGAUCACCGCAAGCAAAGAGUUGCCUCCCAGUGAAGAACUCAUGCUGCAGCUUCACUCGCUGCUCGCCAAGGUUGGCCCAAAAGACAGAAAGUUUGGAGUGAAGGCGCGCUUGAGCGGCGCGCUGAACGCCACAGUCAACUUAACCAAACAGAACCUACAGAAUACCAAAGUGCUUCUGCCCUGUCUCCAGGUUCUCAGGGUUUACUCCACCAACUCGGUGAAUGCUAUUUCUUUGGGCAAGAACGGAGUGGUGGAGCUCAUGUUCAAGAUUGUGGUGCCGUUCAGCAAGAAGAACAUCAGCCUGCUUAAGGUAGCUCUGGAUGCACUCGGAGCGCUGCUUAAAUCCAAGACGAAUGCUCGCCGUGCAGUGGAUGCUGGACACGUGCAUGCCUUGCUGGCUCUUUACCAGGACUGGCAUCACAAUGACACACGGCAUCGCCACAUGCUGAUACGCAAAGGGCUGCUGGUCUGCCUCAGGAACAUCACCAACAUCAAGCUCGGCAGGAAAGCGUUCAUCGAUGCCGACGGCAUGAGGAUCCUCUACUACUCAUCCACUGAGUGUCUCCCGGUGCGGACUCUGGAUCCACUCGUCAACACUUCGAGUCUCAUCAUGAGGAAGUGUUUUCCUAAGAACCGUCUGCCUCUGCCCACCAUCAAAUCAGCCUUUCUUUACCAGCUGCCACAUGUGCCCGUUGUAGGGCCCGUGGCGCAGCUGUACAGCCAGCCACUUGGGGUGGAUGAUGUCGUGGAUGAAAGCGACGAUAACGAGGAGACGGACGCAGACACAGAGAACGAUACUGACAACGAAGAGGACAAGAAGGAUCCACACACUGAGAACGAGGACAUCGAGACGGAUCUAAACAAGCUACAUCCCAAAAAGAACCCCGGACGUCCAUUCGAGGAGUUGAAGGUCUACGAGAGGUUCUUCUUGGAGCUUUCUGAAGACUUCCAGGGUUAUAACUUUGAACCAUCAAAGAGUGCCUCUACCACAUCGUCAUCUUUCUCCUCGACUCGAGCCACUCGGCCAAUCAUCGUGCCCACAGCUCAGGCCCUGUCCCCGAAGCACGUCCCUGUAACGAGCUUUCAGGGGGAUUGCAACCCUAGCAAAGGAGAACGCCGCCCGCCUUCCCCCUCUGUGCCCACUCCUGCACCUCCUGCCUCUCUGACGCCUCUAGAACUGGACACCAUCCACCUCACCAAGGACCAGGACAGAAAAGAGGAGGCCCACAUUCCGUCCCCCGACACGCUGACAACAUUGUCGUCCCUCAUCAGGCCUCCUUCUCAAGCGCAGACGAUAGAGCAGGCUCUAGCACAUGUGUUGGAGUGUGUCUCCCUCGAAGCGACGGGGGCUCUGAACACAGGAGAAGACGGAGGACAGGGAGUCAAACCAAACGGAUCCCCAGUCAAUGGCACGAGGCACAUCCAGUCCCCACUGCUCCUGGAGGACAUCGCUAAUCGCCGUGUGGGAGGAGGAGGCAGUAACUGGGGUUCAGAUUGCGGCUCAGAGGGGACCGAGGAUGAGGGAGGGGAAGGAGCAGUCCUGGAGGUGCCAGACACGGCGCUGCUCCUCCCGCUUCAUGACCCCGACCUUUACGUGGAGAUGGUGAAGGGAACGCACUCCGUACCCCAGUACGCUGAAGUAGCUUACCCAGACUACUUUGGCCACAUAGCCCCAACAUUUAGGGAGCCUCUUCAGGAGAGAGUAUAUGGUGUUCAGAGGUCUAAAAUAUUCCAGGACAUUGAGAGGUUAAUUCAUCCCAAUGAUAUCGUGGAUAAAGUAGUCUAUGACUUGGACAUUCCCAGUUGUCCGGUGAUUGAAGACAAUGGCGAAUCGCUGAAGUUCAACUCUCAGUUUGAGUCUGGAAACCUCAGGAAGGCAGUUCAAAUGAGGAAAUAUGAGUAUGACCUUGUGCUGAAUUCAGACAUCAAUAGUAAUCACUACCACCAGUGGUUCUACUUUGAGGUGAGCGGCAUGCGCGUUGGAACCACCUACCGCUUCAACAUCAUCAACUCCGAGAAGUCAAACAGCCAGUUCAACUACGGCAUGCAGGUGCUCAUGUACUCUGUGCAGGAGGCGAUCAGUGGCCGGCCUCGCUGGGUCAGAACAGGAACAGACAUCUGUUACUACAAGAAUCACUUUGCUAGGAGCUCGAUUGCAGCGGGUGGUCAGAAAGGGAAGUCCUAUUAUACGAUGACCUUCAGCACCAGCUUCAGCCAUAAGGAUGAUGUCUGCUACUUUGCCUAUCAUUACCCGUAUACGUACUCCACUCUUAAGAUGCACCUGUCCAAACUGGAGGCUUUGAGGACCCCCCAGAUCUACCUGAGACGGGACGUCCUCUGUGAAACUCUGGGGGGAAACAGCUGCCCCCUUCUGACCCUCACUGCCAUGCCAGAGUCCAACUCUAAUGAUCACAUCUGUCAGUUCAGGAACCGUCCAUUGAUCUUCCUGUCGGCCAGAGUGCACCCUGGGGAGACCAACGCCAGCUGGGUAAUGAAGGGCACGCUGGAGUUCCUGAUGGGCACCAGCCUACUGGCAGCCAGCCUGAGGGAGGCCUACAUCUUCAAGAUAGUCCCCAUGCUUAACCCCGAUGGAGUUGUGAACGGAAAUCAUCGUUGUUCUCUGAGUGGAGAGGAUUUGAAUCGCCAGUGGCAGAACCCCAAUCCUGAGCUGCACCCCACCAUCUACCACACUAAGAGCCUGCUGCAGUACCUGGCACACAUACAAAGGGCACCUCUGGUGUUCUGCGACUACCACGGUCAUUCCAGGAAGAAGAAUGUGUUCAUGUACGGCUGCAGCGUGAAGGAGACAGUCUGGCAAUCCAACAUCACCGCGACAUCCAGUGACUUGCAGGAGGACCUUGGAUACAGAGCGCUUCCUAAGAUCCUGUCCCAGAUCGCCCCGGCCUUCAGCAUGGUCAGCUGUAGUUUUGUUGUGGAGCGCUCCAAAGAGUCGACGGCCCGUGUUGUUGUCUGGAGAGAGAUCGGAGUGCAGCGCAGCUACACCAUGGAGAGCACGCUGUGUGGUUGUGACCAGGGAAAAUAUAAGGGUCUUCAGAUCGGCACCAGAGAGCUGGAGGAGAUGGGAGCUCAGUUCUGUGUGGCCCUGCUGAGGCUGAAGAGGCUGACCGGGAUCCGCAAUCACCAACACCUGCUGGAUUUAGAGAGCGACAUCAUCGGGACACAGUCUAAAGUGGUCAGCAGCAGCCCCAGCACCUACGUGAUGGAGGAGGAUGAGCCGUCCUUUCUGGAGGCGAUAGACUACAGCGCGGAGAGCAAUGAUGAGGACGGCGAGCCUGAAAUCGAGCAAGGCAUCGAAGUCCAAGAGAACGCCAAUCACCUCGAUCGGCUGUCGGACUGCGAGACGAAUCACAAGGACUAGCGCUGCGGCGUCGUUCCCCUCGGUACCUCGGCAAUCUGAGCUUCCAACCGGCCGGUGCUCCGAUCGUCAGCUGAUCUAAAAUGAGAUAUUCACAGGGGAAAUGUUCAGAACACCCUCAUCGCUGAAUAAAUAGCUUAGAUUUACACUUCAUAUCGAGACACUUUACGAUGCUACGUAGCUACAUUAAGAUGCUCCUUUCCCAGACGGAUUGAUCUGUUGAGCCCACUGUGUUGCUCAAUGAAUGUUCUCACCUUUCACCGCCAUCCUAUAACCUUGAUGGCCUGUGACCCCUGACCUCAGACACCAUAUAGCCUCUGAGAUUCCCUUCUAGCUGGGCUGAGCAGUAAACAGCAGGCACCGCCCAUCCAUAACUGGAACCCUUGUCCGCUUGCACAUUUCUCACAGCCAAUCUCACACUGGAGUUACCUGUGGAACUGUAAUAGAGCCAGUGGCUUCCGACAGGUACUGUUUUUAAAACUCUUCUCACACGUCACCCUGUGUUUAGUUAAAAACUCCUGGAUCUCCCUCACUGACCAGCUUAAAGAUCCAAUCGACAGGCCUUCCUUAUUUCCUCUCCUGGACUUUAAUUUUGUAUUCUUGUUAGUGGCACUUCCUUGUGUCCUUCAUUGCCUUGCCUCCUUCCUUCCAUUUCUUUCUGACUCGGUAGUCUAGACGGGAUGCAGGGAUGACCAAACGGCUGUUAUCAGAGCUGCGGGUCGACCUCGUCCGUCAUCCCGACAAACCUACUCCACCUGAGCUGUGACCUCACUUCCCCCAUUCACCCGUCCCUCUUCGGCCACAGUGCUCGCGGUCGGAUAAUCGAUGUGCUGUUUGCCUUGCUUUAUCCAGAACUGAAACUAUUUAUAUUACUCAAAUGUAAAAUGUUCACGUCUUUAUCAAGACAAACCGUGUUCUAUAAAAGAGAACCAACUCACAGGCCUGGUUUGAGAUCCUAGGCUCACGUAAAGCAUUAAAAACAUGAAAAUGGAAUGUAAAAUAUCCACAUGCACUGUUGCUGUCUUCAUUGUUUUUAAUAGUCUACGGUAUUAAACUGAAAAGAGCAGAAACAAACAAGACGCAUGAGCUGCAGGGAGCAGAAAAGCCUUUUGCACUUUGGAGGAACACGACAAAUGCAACACGAAGAGAACAAGUGAAUCACCUUGCGCCACGUCGCCGUUUGCAAACCUCGGCUUCAGUCGUCACUUUGAAGUUCACAGAGUCCAGUCCGGAGCUCGUGGUGACAUUGCUGUGAUGUUUUUAAGAUUAUACUGGAAUUUAGUUUCCUUUUCAUCCGUUCCUGAGAUCUAUGUGUACAUUUGGUGGAUUGGCUGAGGAGAGAGCCAUGCGUUAACACAGACGGAGCUUUGUAUUGAGAGCUUAACGUGUGUUUGACUUUCCGUCCUUGAGGUUCUUCUCUGUUGCAUUUGUACAGCGCAUGGCUAUUUUAUGUGGUUUUUAUUCUGUAAUUUAUUACGUAUUGUUAUCUGGGAUGCAAACCUGUAUGUAUGUAUAUGAGGCUUUUUAAGUGUAUGAGUGCAAAGUGUGUGCGCAGGAGUUAAGUUAUUCCAUUAUUCAUGUUACAGUGUGUUUCUUCUUUCACUUUGAUAAUCUUUUCAUGUUCUCUUCCCUUCCCUUCAAUCCCUAGUUUUCUAUCCUUCUCUUGGCUCUACUUACUUUCAGAUUUCACUCGCCAACAGCAUACAGGGAGGUAACUGUUCCUGGUGUCUAUGGGAUAUAAAUAAUGUGAAUGAGUGAACGUCCCUCUGAGAAUUGUGUAUGCUGUCAUAUUUAUGUUUGUCCUUUGCAGUUUAUGUCGGCUUCUUUUCUUUUAUGUUUGUAUCGAGGAAAACAAGCGGAGUAGCGAUUCGUUUGAAGUUGACGCAACGCAGAAAAUGAAGAUACGGGAAAUAAAAUGUGAAUGUCCUAAA